Balaenoptera musculus (blue whale) is the source of this 5001-nucleotide messenger RNA. It is a transcript of the gene ZNF792, whose product is annotated as zinc finger protein 792. Gene Ontology annotation, molecular function: DNA-binding transcription activator activity, RNA polymerase II-specific; RNA polymerase II cis-regulatory region sequence-specific DNA binding. The transcript has 4 exons. The record is from RefSeq and is a predicted model, not a curated record. Gene Ontology annotation, cellular component: nucleus. NCBI's taxonomy places the organism in Eukaryota, Metazoa, Chordata, Mammalia, Artiodactyla, Balaenopteridae. Bases 1636 to 3417 code for a protein of 593 amino acids. Gene Ontology annotation, biological process: regulation of transcription by RNA polymerase II.
AAUCAAAAGAAAAACAAAGGUUAAUGAUCGGAGCAGAUUAUAAACCAGUUUAUAGACCAGGAUGCAGUCAGUCAAGAAGAUUUCGAGAUGUCAGGGUUGAAGCAUCUUUUGCAGUUUGAAAUGCCUCUGAUGUCACCAGGUGUUCAGGAAAACUUUCUGAGUGGCUCAUACAGUAAAAGGCACGAGGAUGGUUUAAAUAUGAGCCGUGGUGGCAAUUUCUCUGAAGUUUAUCAAGUCGUUUAGCUUCAAUUUGCAGGGCUUCAGGAAAAGGGCAAUUUUAGUUCUCAAUGAUUCCAACGCAAUGAUUCCAAACUCAGUUUUAGUUCUCAGUGAUUCCAACUCAGAAGGGUGAGAGAAAAUUGGAAACAUUAAAGAGUUGUAGCCAGAUAUUGGAGGAAACUAGAAAAAUUCAGGAUCCAGUCCAGUUUUCAGGUAAAUAACAAAACCUCAAUGAAAACUAAUAGCACUAGAAUCAUAUAUACAAGUGUGCAUUAUAGUUUCUAUUGAAACAUAAUUUUAUUCUCUAAAAUCACUCUAAUUUCUACCAAAGAUAGCCAAAUUAAGACGAAUUUGUUUGCAGAGUAAGUCUAGAUUCCAUAAACUCGGCCUGAUUAUUUAUACAAGUCCAGCAAGAAUAGGGCUUAGCCAUAUAGGCUCUUCUGAAUCUGCUUUGCUGGAACUUUUCAUGAGACAUUAAAGCAGUUAGUCAUUAUCUUGUUUGUUUGUUUGCUGACAAACUGCAACAGAGACAACAUUAGCCCGUUUGACUAGUACACUCAGGUAGAACAAAGGUUGUUUAUCUACAUUACAUUUAAUGCUAACUCUGAAGAUAUACCUGUAUUAAUUUAACCAACAAGUAGCUUUUAUUUCCUAAAGAUUAUGAAAAACGUUUGGGUUAUUUUUUAUUACAUAUUUGAGACUUUUUAUAUUAAAAAGUCUUGUUUAUUUAAGCCAAUUAAAUAGAGCUCUUUUACAGAUUAACUUUGGCAAUGCCAUCCAGAGGUAACAUACACAUAUGGACAUAUAGAUAAACUCAACCAGAGAUCUCAUAGUUCUCAUUUUAAAACUUUAGCCAUGAAUCAGGUACAAUAGAAAACUCACUAGUUUAUCAGUAACAGUUGGAAUGAAUUAGAUUAUUUGCUCAGCUAGCUAGUCUUUUAUUAUUUGUGUAGAAGACUUUUAAGAUCUGUAUUUGCCCUUGACAAGCAAUUCUAGGGAGGCUGUGACUUAUUAGAGUUUGAGCAAGAAAGUCCUUUUAACAGUGGGUGUUUGAAAAAGCCUCUCUCUCUUUUUUCCUUUAAUUUCAGGUUUUACUGAUUGAAUUAGUCCGGGCUCAGGCUCAGGCUCUGUGGGCUGUGUUUAUAUUCAAAUACAUGACUUAUAACUUGAAGGGACAGAGAAAGAAAAUAUGUUUUGGAGUAUACUUGUCUAUUAUCAUAGGUCUUAGGGUAAUUAUUAUUAAAUGUUUUUCUUAAGUACAGGACAAGUUUGCGCCAAUAUCCUGAUCUACUAUAAUAUCGGCAAGCAUUUUGAGAGGACUAGGACUGUGUGACCUUUGAGGACGUGACCAUUUACUUCUCCCAGGAGGAAUGGGGACUCCUUGAUGAGGCUCAGAGACUUCUGUACUGUGAUGUGAUGCUGGAGAACUUUGCACUGAUAGCCUCACUGGGACUUACAUCCUUCAGGUCUCAUGUAGUUGCCCAGCUGGAGAUGGGGGCAGAGCCCUGGGUGCCUGACCAAGUUGACAUGACGUCAGCCAUGGCAAGAGGGGCAUAUAGAGGGCCUGGCUCAGAUUUUUGCCAUGGAACAGAGGGUGAGGAGUCACCUGCUGAGCUUAGUGUUUCUGUAGAAGUGUCACAGGACAUGAAUCCCAAGGUGGUUCCAUCCACCCAGAAGGGCUACCCCUGUGACCUGUGUGGCCUACACCUGAAAGACAUUGUGCACCCGGCUGAACACCAGGCAACACAUCCCAGGCAGAAACCACAUGUGUGUGAGGCAUACAGGAGAGAGUUCAAGUUCAAUGCCAACCUUCACCAACCACAGAUGCAGCAGAACGUGGACAAGCCUAUUGCAAGGAACGAAGGCAGCGCCUCGCUUGUGAAGAGCUGCAGAGAUGACACAUCAAAGAAACCUUUCACACUUAGGGAGGGUGGGAAGGCCUUUGUGUCCAGAUGUGGUUUUCUCCAGCACCAGGUCACUCCCCGUGUAGUGGAGCCACACCAGAGCUCCGAAGGCGUGGUGGAUUUUCCCACUAUGCAAUGCGGUAAGAAGUGCAGUGAAUUUCAGAACGCUCUCAGUGACAAAUCCUCACUUGUUCAGCAGAGAACCCACACUGGAGAAAGGCCUUAUGAGUGCAGCAAAUGUGGGAUAUUCUUCAGCUACGCCGCUGGCCUCUUUCAACACCAGAGAGAUCACAAUCGAGGAAAGCCUUAUGAGUGUGGUGAAUGUGGGACAUUCUUUAGCCAGCAGUCCAGUCUCAUCAAACAUCAGAGAGUUCACACUGGUGAAAGCCCUCAUGUGUGCAGCGAAUGUGGGAAAUUCUUUAGCCGAAGCUCCAAUCUUAUUCAACAUAAGAGGGUGCACACUGGAGAAAAGCCUUAUGAGUGCAGUGAAUGUGGGAAAUUCUUUAGCCAACGUUCCAACCUCAUUCAUCAUAAGAGGGUUCAUACAGGUAAAAGUGCUCAUGAGUGCAGCGAGUGUGGGAAAUCCUUCAACUGCAACUCCAGCCUAAUUAAACAUUGGAGAGUUCACACUGGAGAAAAACCUUACAAGUGCAAUGAAUGUGGAAAAUUCUUUAGCCACUUUGAUGGACUUGUUCAACAUCAGAUAGUUCACACUGGUGAACGACCCUAUGGGUGCAGCGUUUGCGGGAAAGCCUUUAGCCGAAGCUCUGACCUCAUGAAACAUCAGCGAGUUCACACUGGUGAACGACCUUAUGAGUGCAGUGAAUGUGGGAAACUGUUUAGCCAAAGCUCCAGCCUCAAUAGCCAUCGGAGACUUCACACUGGUGAACGGCCUUAUCAGUGCCCUGAAUGCGGGAAAUUCUUUAGCCAACGCUCCAGCUUCAAUAACCAUCGGAGACUUCACACUGGUGAGCGGCCUUAUGAGUGCCUUGAAUGUGGGAAAACCUUCAGGCAAAGUUCUAAUCUGAGGCAGCACCAGAAAGUUCACAAACCAGAUAAGCCAUAUAAGUGCAAUGAAUGUGAAAAAGCCUUCAGCCAAAGGUCUACCCUCAUCCGGCAUCAGAAAAUUCACACUAGAGAAAGGAGUUCAGAGAAUGUGCACCCUCCUUCUUCAGCACGACAGCACCCACUAGAGAGUAACUCUGAGAGUGGUCUUUAUGAGGGAGCUGUCAGCCAGAAGUUGAACCUUGUUCAUCCAAAUAUCUAUGCUGGAGAGAUUCCCAAUGGGUGCUAGAUAUAUUGGAAGCUUUCUGGAGCAAGGUUGCAUUUUCUGACCACAAACUUUGCCAGAGUUUUUCUCACUGCUAAUGUCUGUGGUAGAAGUCAUCUCAGUUCUACCCACUGGCAGGUGUCCAGAGUGUGCAUCAGCCACUUUCCUGUGCUCACGGAAGACAGGCCUCUGUUUCCUCUUUCCAAGAGGGAAUCAUGAGUAGCCUGAGGCCAUGGGAAGAUGUCAUUCCCUCCCCCUGUGACUGGUUUAGCUGUGGACAUGACCCAUCUUUGGCCAUGAAGACCUGAGCUGGGUCCUACUGGCAGCUUGCAGAGGUUUCCCUUUUCCAAGGACAUUUGUUGAUCUUGUAUGAUGCUUGUGAUGGAUUCAUCCAGCUUCCACAUUACCCACCUUAACAACUAUUUACUUUACAUUGCUCUGGUUUGGGUGAUAAGAGCCUUAUUGAUAAAGCCACCUUUAAUCUCCUGUGUUCUGAUAACUGUGGAGUGGGUUGAGAACAGAAUUAAGGUCUACCAAACCAAAGGGGUCUCCAAAUUUAUUGCCUCAGGGAAGAGCAGGAUGGCAGAGUGCAGUUUUCAGUCCAGAUUUGGCCUCAUUUGUGUUGCUACCCAAGGCAUCCUAGGGAAGCUUGUAGGGCUUUGUGGGCCUAAUGUUGUGGUCUGAAUGGCAUGAAUUUUUGUGAAUCAGAGAUUACUCUGAGGAAGGGGAGGCUGUGCAACCUCCAGUGCAUCUGGAAGCAGCAUGAGUUGGGCCCCUUGUUUACUGGGGAUGCCUCCUAUUCCUUAGCACUGUUGAGUAGACACUGUUUACCUGGCCCCUGCCAAGGAGUUAUAUGCCCUUGAUGUUUAAUGUUCCAGUAUAUGUCACCUACUGUAAGACUUACUGGGUCCAGUUGGCAAACUAGAGGGAAUGUACCUGUUCUAAAAGUGCAUCCACAAAUGUUCCCUUAAAUGUGACUGUGCAGGAUUCAGGAUUUGCAGAAGUUCUCAGGACCUCUAGACCUCUGUCCUUAUGACUAAGGUCACCGGCAGAGCAAAUUAUCUCAAGGUUUUGUGGAAUACUGCAGGCUCUCUGCAUUAUUCAUGUCAAAGCCAUUGCUGUGUUGGCAGGAAAAUGGGGACUAAGAGAAGGUAGAUCCUGUACACCAGGGAUGAGGCAUUUGUGACAUAGCCAGCCAUCUCUGCUGCCAACACAUGAGGAGAGAGGUAGUAGAGUCAACGUGGGGUUGCCAAAUCUUCUAGUUUUCCAAAAUGAGUAGGAGAUCAGAUUUUUAUGUGCAACAAUUUCUUUUAAUGCUUUGUUGAGAUACAAUUUUCAUGCAAUAAUUGGCUGUAUGUAUUUAAUGUGUACACUUUGAUAAGUUUUAAAAUAUGUAUACACUCAGGGAACCAACAACACAAUUAUGAUAACGAACUUAUCCAUCACCCACAAAGCUACCUCAUGCCCCUUUACUAUCCCUCCUUGCCUUCCCCAGGGAACCAUUACCUACAUCCCAAGGAAACCAUUGAUUUACCUUUUUUUCACUAUAGAUUUGUUUGCCUUUCCUAGAAUUUUAUACGAUUGGAAUCAUAAAGUAUUUAUACUCUA